Messenger RNA from Nannospalax galili (Upper Galilee mountains blind mole rat), 1297 nucleotides. RefSeq names its product thioredoxin 2 (gene Txn2). NCBI's taxonomy places the organism in Eukaryota, Metazoa, Chordata, Mammalia, Rodentia, Spalacidae. Gene Ontology annotation, cellular component: mitochondrion. The record is from RefSeq and is a predicted model, not a curated record. Gene Ontology annotation, biological process: cell redox homeostasis. Bases 130 to 630 code for a protein of 166 amino acids. The transcript is spliced from 4 exons. Gene Ontology annotation, molecular function: protein-disulfide reductase activity.
GUUGCAGUUCCCUUUUGCUCGUCCUUCGACAACUCCUUUUCCCUCUUUAAUUUCCCGUUAAAACACUUUAAAAGAGCAAUCGAUAAAGACUUUACGGAAGGCGUUGGGUUGCAGUUUGUCAUUUAGAAAAUGGCUCAGCGUCUUCUUCUGAGGAGGUUCCUGACCUCAGUCAUCUCCAGGAAGCCCUCUCAGGGUGGGUGUGUCCCCCUCACCUCCAGGACCCUGCUGACCCUGCAGUGUAGUCCUGCUGGCCUGACAGUAACACUCAGCCCAGCCCGGUUGGUAUACACCACCAGAGUCUGUUCAACAACCUUUAACGUCCAGGAUGGACCAGACUUUCAAGACCGAGUUGUCAACAGCCAGACACCAGUUGUUGUGGAUUUCCAUGCCCAGUGGUGCGGCCCCUGCAAGAUCCUAGGGCCAAGACUAGAGAAGAUGGUUGCCAAGCAGCAUGGCAAGGUGGUCAUGGCCAAGGUCGAUAUUGAUGACCACACAGACCUCGCCAUUGAGUAUGAGGUAUCAGCUGUGCCUACUGUGCUGGCUAUCAAGAAUGGGGAUGUGGUGGACAAGUUUGUGGGCAUCAAAGACGAGGACCAGCUGGAGGCCUUCCUGAAGAAGCUGAUCGGCUGACAAGCAGGGAAGAGUCCUGGCCACCCUUGCCCACCUGGGAGCCCAUUCAGGGAGGAGCUCAGUAGAACUCGUAGCCCUCAGCUGCUGCCCUUCCUGCUUUGCCCCUCUGUCCUGCCCCCAUGGGUCCGGGCUUUGGAAACACAGGCAUCAUCAGUGCUUCAGAGCUGACCCUCAACCAGGGUGGCUGGCAGAGGAGCACUGCUGCCAAUCUGGGCGUUCUGUGCACCUCCCACUGUGUGUUCCCUCCAGGGCCUGUCACUGCUCCCCUAGGUGCUGGGGGGAUGCAGUGCAGGCCAGGCUGCAGCCUGACUGUGAGCAGCAGUAGCUAGGUCCCCAUCUCCACAGUCUCUGCAGCUGAACAUCACCACCCUGCCCCCUCAUCUGCCUCUGGCAUUUUCCUCUCCUGCUGUUUGUGAAAAGAAAAAUGUUAAACCAGAAGCCAGACAAGUGAGAGUAAUCUAUAAUUCUCUCAUCUUUUGUAGGUCUAUAAUAAAGAACUUUAUGUGACCCUUCUACCUCCUGCUGUGACGAACAGACCCCGCCCCCCCCAGGCCCUCUGUAGCUCUCCUUUCCCUUGUCCUCGUCUUGGGUUAGCUUGGCCUUGGUCUCUAAGCAGGAGGUGGAACUGUGAAUAAGUCAGACCAAUAAAACCAGGUUUGUACUGCCA